Messenger RNA from Boleophthalmus pectinirostris (great blue-spotted mudskipper), 1002 nucleotides. It is a transcript of the gene tnfrsf18, whose product is annotated as tumor necrosis factor receptor superfamily, member 18. Gene Ontology annotation, cellular component: external side of plasma membrane; CD40 receptor complex. The transcript is spliced from 7 exons. Gene Ontology annotation, biological process: positive regulation of interleukin-12 production; response to type II interferon; positive regulation of endothelial cell apoptotic process. Lineage: Eukaryota; Metazoa; Chordata; Actinopteri; Gobiiformes; Gobiidae. The record is from RefSeq and is a predicted model, not a curated record. Gene Ontology annotation, molecular function: antigen binding; cytokine binding; signaling receptor activity. The coding region runs from base 116 to 856 and encodes 246 amino acids.
GUUCUUUUGUACUCCCACUUCCUAAAUAAAAAGCGCUAUCCUAAACCACAGCCCUACGUCACAUAAAGCUGCAGCACGCAUAAAACUGUGAGAGGCGAGUUCAGCACUGGCCACAAUGAAAGCGUUCUUCUUCCAGCUCCUUUCUGUACUCACACUAACGGGACUUAUCUUGACCUGCAGUGAGCAACAGAAGGAAAUCAAUGGACACUGCUGCAACAGGUGCCCUGCGGGUGAAUAUUUGGUUAGUGUGUGCUCCAAAACCAACCAAACCAUCUGCAAUAAAUGUCCUUCAGGCACCUAUUCUGAUAGCCCUACUUUGUUUGACCGAUGUGAGAAGUGCAGCUCAUGUGAACAUGAAUAUGGUCAGAAAUGUACUCCAACCACAAAUGCUAUAUGUUCGUGUGGCAUUGGUUUCCUGUGUUCUGACAAACUGUGCUCUUCUUGUGAGAAAGUCAAAUGCAGCAGGUGGGAAAAACCCAAAACAACAGAUGUUUCUACCAAUGAUAAAUUCAAAUAUGAAUGUGAACCUAUAUGUCUGGAUCAUCAAUACUAUGAUGAAAAGAAAAACAUCUGCAUGCCAAUAACACAGUGCAGCGCCCACGGACUUGAUGAAGUGUUUGCUGGUAACAAAACCCACGAUGCAAUAUGCCAGUCACAAGUUACAGAUAUGCAGAAGAUAUUUAUGGUUGUCAUUGCUGGAUUUGUCUUAGUCCUCAUCACCAUUAUAGCUGUUUUAUCUUAUCACUUAGCCAAGUGCAUAAAAAAGAUUAAACAUUGUAAACCUCUUAUGGUCACCACUACUGAGGUCUGUCCAUUGUCAAUGGAGGAGACUGCAACCCCUGAAAACAAACUGUAAAGAUUUGGAAGAAAACAUGAACAUGACUUUAUAUACGUUAGCCACUCUGCUCUGAAGGAAGAUCCAAGAGAGUGGUGGACUGAGUUUUUAGUUCAUUUGAACUAAAAUGGACUAUUCAGGGCUUUUGAAAAAAUAAAAAAUAUAAA